Acomys russatus (golden spiny mouse) is the source of this 1797-nucleotide messenger RNA. RefSeq names its product tubulin folding cofactor E (gene Tbce). The record is from RefSeq and is a predicted model, not a curated record. The transcript is spliced from 17 exons. Bases 89 to 1663 code for a protein of 524 amino acids. Gene Ontology annotation, molecular function: alpha-tubulin binding. Gene Ontology annotation, biological process: protein folding. NCBI's taxonomy places the organism in Eukaryota, Metazoa, Chordata, Mammalia, Rodentia, Muridae.
GUGGUACUUCCGGUCUGUAGCCGCUUUCGCUUAGAGCCGGAAGCUCCGUCGCUGAGGAUCUCAUAUUUUGGAGUCCUACUGUCUUAUAAUGAGUGACAUUUUGCCAUUAGAUGUCAUUGGUAAAAGAGUUGAAGUUAAUGGAGAAUAUGCAACAGUGCACUUUUGUGGUUCUGUUCCUCCUGUGGCAGGAAUCUGGUUAGGAGUGGAGUGGGACAAUCCUGAGAGAGGAAGGCAUGAUGGGAGCCAUGAAGGCACUAUAUAUUUUAAAUGCAGGCACCCAACAGGAGGUUCCUUUGUUCGUCCAAACAAAGUUAAUUUUGGAGUAGACUUUCUUACUGCCCUUAAGAACCGUUAUGUGCUAGAAGAUGGACCUGAUGAUGAAGGAAAAUCAUGUUCCUUAAAACUUGGAAGCAAACAAGUGCAAACUGUUGGUUUUGACCAUAUCACAAAGAAGCAGAGCCAGCUGAGAGCACUGCAAGACAUUUCCCUGUGGAAGUGUGCUGUGAGUUGUGCUGGUGAACAAGGAAGAAUUGCCGAAGCCUGCCCCAAUAUUCGAGUUAUAGAUUUGUCCAAAAACUUGUUGUCAACUUGGGAUGAAGUGGUUCUUAUUGCAGAGCAGCUCAAAGACCUGGAAGCUCUCAAUCUCAGUGAAAAUAAACUGCAGUUUCCCUCUGACUCACCAGCUACAACCAGAACAUUUUCUACUCUGAAGACUUUAGUCCUAAACAAAACGGGAAUAUCGUGGGCUGAGGUGCUGCGUUGUGCCCCUUCAUGGCCAGUCCUCGAGGAACUUUACCUCAAGUCUAACAAUAUUUCCAUUUCAGAAAGGCCAGUUAAUGUCCUGCAGAAGAUGAGGUUACUAGACCUUUCCUCUAAUCCAUCAAUUGAUGAAAGCCAGCUGUGCCUGAUAGCAUAUUUGCCCAGAUUAGAACACCUGCUCCUUUCUGACACUGGACUUUCUUCUAUACAUUUUCCAGAUGCUGGACUUGGGUGCAAAACCUCCAUGUUCCCGUCCUUGCAGUACCUCGUAGUUAAUGACAACCAGAUAUCAGAAUGGUCAUUUAUCAAUGAGCUGGAUAAAUUACAGAGCCUAGAGGCUCUGUCCUGCACUAGAAACCCGUUGACAGAAGGAAACAAGGCAAGGGAGAUCAUCAUUGCCAAGAUCGGUGAGCUGAAGACCCUCAAUAAGUGUCAGAUUCUUCCAGAGGAAAGGCGUGGAGCUGAGCUUGAUUACCGAAAAGCCUUUGGGAAUGAAUGGAAAAAGGCUGGUGGUCAUCUGGAUCCAGACAAAAACAGACCAAAUGCCGAGUUUCUCUUGGCCCAUCCUAGAUACCAGCUUCUCUGCUGCAAAUAUGGUGCACCUGAAGAUGAGGAACUCAAAACACAACAGCCAUUCAUGCUCAAAAAUCAGCUACUAACAUUGAAGAUAAAAUGCUCAAACAAACUUGAACAGCAAGCAUUAGAAAAGCAAUUGCCAGAUUCCAUGACAGUUCAAAAGGUAAAGGGACUGCUGUCACGUCUUCUCAAAGUUCCUGUGUCAGAACUUCUGUUGUCCUAUGAAAGUCCCAAGAUGCCUGGCAGAGAAAUUGAACUAGAAAAUGACCUACAGUCAUUACAGUUUUAUUCUGUGGAGAAUGGAGAUUGUCUACUGGUACGAUGGUAACAGUUCAACCAUAAGAGUUUAGUGGCUGGCAUGUAUAUACACCAGAAACAAAAACUUUGCCCUCACAAAGGAUGUAUGUUUUGUUGGAAAAAGACCAUUUGGUUAUAUAUUAAUAAAGGCUUUGAUUACUAGUG